CUGCAAAAUCGAAUCCAAGCUCUCUUUCUUCUUGCAUCUUCUCAAUCUUUAACGUCGAAUCAUCGCCCGCCGGAGGAAGAUAACGUUCCUAAAUCGUUCACCCACCGGAGAAUCUUUCUUCUUUCUCCGGCAUCCAAUCCGUUAAACUUUCGUCUGUUUUCGGAAAAUUAAUUUGCGUGAAUCUUUGAUUCCCUGUUUCUAUUCAUCGGUUUUUCGUUGUUGAAGAAAAUCCAUCUCGUUUUCCUUCAAAAGCGAGAUACAGAGGAAGAACAAGAAAUGUGGGAAGUAAUUGCAUGGCUACUGUUCUUCUUCGUCAUCAUAUCUCUCCUCGUUGUUGUUGUUUAUCAGCUUAUGUGUUUUGCAGAUUUAGAGUUUGAUUACAGUAACCCUUACGACUGUGCAUCCCGAAUAAACUGUGUCAUCUUACCGGAAUUUAUAACUCAAGCCAUUUUAUGCUCGCUAUAUCUUCUAACCGGCCAUUGGGUCAUGUUUCUUCUCGCUUCCCCAUACCUCUACUACAAUCUCAGAUUGUAUGGUCGGAGAGAGCACCUUGUGGAUGUGACGGAGAUCUUUAACCAACUCAACCGGGAAAAGAAGCAACGGCUUUUUAAACUCGGAUAUCUCAUUAUGCUCCUCUUCAUCACCUUAUUUUGGAUGAUCUUUAAUGCCUUGGAAGAUGAUGAAAUAUAGAUUUUGAUUCAUUAUAUUGAUUGACUCACUGAGUUGAAACAAGCGUUCCUGGUUUUGACUCGGAUACACGAUUCUUUAACUGUAAAAUUAUGAAAACUUUUGUUGUAUUUUUGUGUGUUUCCGUGAGUUUAAUUUUGUUUAAAUCGGUUGUUUAUUAUUAUUUUUGAGCAUAGAGAAAUACUUGGUUCAUUCAUUUCUUAAU
This is a messenger RNA of Cynara cardunculus var. scolymus (artichoke), 892 nucleotides long. RefSeq names its product protein cornichon homolog 4-like. The transcript is spliced from 4 exons. Gene Ontology annotation, biological process: vesicle-mediated transport. The record is from RefSeq and is a predicted model, not a curated record. Bases 277 to 690 code for a protein of 137 amino acids. Lineage: Eukaryota; Viridiplantae; Streptophyta; Magnoliopsida; Asterales; Asteraceae.